Messenger RNA from Zootoca vivipara (common lizard), 8625 nucleotides. RefSeq names its product peptidase M20 domain containing 2 (gene PM20D2). Gene Ontology annotation, molecular function: dipeptidase activity. The record is from RefSeq and is a predicted model, not a curated record. NCBI's taxonomy places the organism in Eukaryota, Metazoa, Chordata, Lepidosauria, Squamata, Lacertidae.
AGCAUGCUCUGCGGAAGAAAGUCCCGGCCUGGGCUGCUAACCGAGGCUAUAUAAGCCCCUCGGGCGGCGCGGGUUUCAGACAUUUGCCGGUGGCUGUCGUUGUUGUGAAGCCGGUGGUGGCUCGUUUCCUUACGCUGUAGAGCGCCGUUGUUGUUCCCGUUUAUUCCUCCUAAGAACGAGCUCCUUUCCGAUGAGGCCGAACGAGGCGACUGAGGAGUCGUCCGCUUUGGCGGCGCGCCUGGAGGAGCUGAAGCGGCGGGCGGCCGAGUGCAUCGAGGCGUCGUCGGAGCGGCUGGCCGAGCUGAGCCGCGAGAUCUGGAGCCGGCCGGAGCUGGCUUACGAGGAGCGCCAUGCUCACGACGCCCUGGCCCUCUUCUUCGCCGGCCUGGCCUCGGGGUCCUCGCCGGCCGGCGCCUGGCUGGUGCAGCGCAGCUACAAGCUGGAGACGGCCUUGCGGGCGGACUGGCAGUGGGGCGGCCAGGGAAACGCCGCGGGUGCUGCCCCUGCCGCCGCCGAGGACGGGCAGAAGGCGCCCCUCCGUCUGGGCUUCUUGUGCGAGUACGACGCCUUGCCGGGCAUCGGCCACGCCUGCGGUCACAACCUCAUAGCUGAAGUGGGCGCCGCCGCCGCGCUGGGCCUGAAGGGCGCCCUGGAGAGCCUUCGCCCGAGCGGAUCCGCCGACGGACUCUCCCGCCACGUCCCCGCCGUCAAGGUCACCGUGUUGGGCACCCCUGCCGAAGAAGACGGAGGAGGCAAAAUUGACUUGAUCAAAGCCGGGGCUUUCGAUGGUCUGGACGUCGUUUUCAUGGCCCAUCCGUCCCAAGAAGAUGCAGCGUAUUUGCCCGACGUAGCAGAACAUGAUGUGACUGUGAAAUACUAUGGAAAAGCUUCUCAUGCUGCUGCUUACCCUUGGGAAGGAGUAAAUGCAUUAGAUGCUGCUGUUCUUGCAUACAACAAUCUGUCAGUUUUAAGACAGCAAAUGAAACCAACAUGGAGAGUUCAUGGUAUAAUAAAGAAUGGAGGUGUGAAACCUAAUAUCAUCCCUUCUUAUGCUGAAUUGGAGUUUUACUUGCGUGCUCCUUCAUUAAAAGAACUCUCCGUCCUGACAGAAAAAGCAGAGAACUGCUUUAAAUCUGCAGCCCUGGCCACAGGGUGUGAAAUGGAAUUAAAAGGUGGUGCAAAUGAUUACUACAACGUGCUUCCUAACAAGAGCCUGGAAAAAGCUUACAUUGAGAAUGGGAAGAAACUUGGCAUGGAGUUCAUCCCAGUAGAUAACUUGACUGGGCUGUCAGGUUCUACUGAUUUUGGGAAUGUUACCUUUGUGGUUCCUGGGAUUCAUCCUUAUUUUUAUAUUGGCUCUGAUGCACUAAACCAUACUGAGCAGUACACAACAGCUGCAGGGUCAGAAGAAGCUCAGUUCUAUGCCUUGCGAACAGCGAAGGCUUUGGCAAUGACUGCUUUGGAUGUUAUUUUCAAGCCAGAUCUGCUGGAUAAGGUCAGAGAAGACUUCAGACUGGUGAAACUCAAAGAGGAAGGUUACUUGAAUAUCCCUGAAAAUGGAAAGGUGUCUGGUCUUGGUAUCGGAGCAGCAUGUGCAUCACGUUGAAAUAGUACAGCAUAUUAAAAAUCUAAACACAAAAGAACGUCAAUAUUUUUUCCCCUUGGAAUUCUAGGAAAUGUUUAAUAGCUGGAAAGAUGCUUGAUAUUUUAAGUGGUGCAACUAAGCAACCUCAGAGUACUUUUAAAAUAUUGCUAUUGUCUGAUAUGUAGUGGUCUUAAUUUGGCAGACAAAAUGAGUGAUUUCUCUGCAGUAAUUGAAAAUGUGCUGAAUAUUGCAGCUUUGCGUACUUUUGGAAAAGCUUUUAAAAUGCUAUUUACUCUGGUUGGAAAGGAAUCUUGGGUUGUCUUCAUAGCAGCUGUUCUCUUGCCAAGGAAUAGUGAGAAGUGUUGCAUGUUUAGCUUAUUGUAUGCAGAACCAAAUGCAAUCCACUAGGACAGGCUUAAUAUGCUUCAUAAAUCUGUAUGUAUUUGAACUGAACAUACCAAAGGUUAGGUGAUGGUUGUUCAAGAUGUGCCUAGACUUUCACAUUAGAAUGGUUUUGCACUCAGUAUCUCACGGUCUUUGGUAGCUCAACACUUGAACAUACCAUACUUUCCUCUUUUGGCCAUCUAAAUUUUUUGAAGGACUAUCCUUGUAAUCACUUGUUCUGCACAGUUUCCGAACGCUGUGUAUCCUUUAGUAGUUUUGUGCAUAGUAUAGAAUUAUACAACAUACAGAUACACCAGAAGAAAAUAACUUGUAUGAAAAUGAGUGUUCAGGAAUAGCUUUUAAAAUGAAACCUAAAACUGAGUUUCUUGUAAAAAUUCUUCCUAUAUGAAACCAAUUAAGCAAUCACAUUGAAGGAGAAGUUAAAGCAGUAGGUAGUGGGUUUUGGUUUUUUUAAGGGUACUGUACAGAAUCAAAGAAAUACUUGUGCAAACCUGGUAUAUGAACCCUGCUUUACUGUCUUAUUUAUGCAUAGCUGCAUUUCGAAAAUGAAUGGCUUCAGUCCAUUAAUGUAGCUGCUGUACAAAGUAGAUUGGUAGAAUGUAGAACUUAUGUUUCAAAUUCAUAUUCCUUUCUGAAAUAGAAUUGUCUAUAAUUUUGUCAGUUUCACCACCAGUUACUCCCCAGGACCCAAGGUGUGUACAUUGAUGACAGAGAUGAGUUGAGGAAAGGGGUGAUGAAUCCUGUGGUUGUUCGAGUUGAUACCCAAGUAUUUUGGGUGAGCCUCAAAUAAAUUUGUAAAGGCUAAACAUUGCCAUUGUGAGUUGGGUCAGCAGUAGUGGACUAUUUGGGGGCUAGUAUGUUGUCCUUCAGGGCAGAGAAAAUAGAUGUGCUUUUUUCUUCUGUGGAAUAAGCAAAAGAUGGUGAGAAUGUGAAUUCUUGGGGCUUUUGGCAGGUAAAAGGUACUUCUCCUGUAGGGGAGGAAUGUGAUCCACUGGCAGGAAGUAAAACUUUUUUAGAGAAUAUACUUGGGACAGGGACAAUCUCCUAUCUCCAUUUCUUGCCGACUCCACUGCAGAUCAUCAGUCAUCUGUCCAAGGUAUGGCAAAAGAGAAGUGGCAGGAAGUCCAUCUUGGAAGGGAUUUUCCUUUGUUCUUUUUUCCUUUUUCUUCUCCCUUUAACUACUCCUACUGGAGUAGCUGGACCUGACACAUUUGGAGGCAUGUUAGACAACUCACAAGUACUAACUAGGCUGUCUAGAUUAUUCUUUGACUACGAAAAGAUCAGCUGUCUUCUAAUCAAGCUGGUCUUUGUAUUUGGCAUAAAUCUACACACCAAAAUUGACUUGAAGUACAAUCCUUUGCAUGUCUAUGCAGAAGUGACUCCCAUUCAAUUCAAUGGGGUUUACUCCCAGGAAAAUGUUGCAGGAUUGUAGCCAUAGUUAUGUAACACACCACUGCCUAAGGUGUAUUAGUGGUAUCAUAACGCACCACUGCCUGUUACCUAAACUAAUAGUAGAUAAACAUAUCUUAUGUGGAAAGAAAACACUAAUCUCCUGUCCUCUUAAGCAUAAUGUGAAAUUUCCUUUCCAAGUGUUGUAGGGAGCAAACUGCACAGAAUUUUGUAUUCCAGAACAAUAUAAAUGUCGUCUUUAUGCCCACUUGUUUGCCUAAACAAUAUUCUCUUUGAGGGUCAAAUACUUCCAUUAUUAUGUUAUUAAUUAUUCUUUUUGUCUUGCCUUUCUUCUCAAUUUUUACCAGGUUGGUUACAAAAGCUAUACUGGUUUAAAUGAAUAUAUUGCAUUAUUUUUAUUCAUAAACAGAAAGAAGUGCAGCAAGUUUAGCAGAGCUUAAGGUAUAUGCAUUUCUGAAGCGCACACAUACUCAAAUGCACAAAUCUAUCUAGGGAGAAACAAAGAUGUAUAUUUUGUACAUCACCUGUAGAAACUGUUCUGAAGACUUAACAUUCUGAGCUGCACAUUUGAACGUUGGAAUGUUUUGCAGCAAAUUAACAUCCAUUAGCAAGCACUGGAAGACAGUGUUAGGAAAUUAUUAACCACAGCACUUAUUUUUUCCUACCACCACCAGUGCUGUAAGAAGAGAAGCGGUUUUCUUUUUACCAACAUACAGCUGUUUCCCCAAAUGUUGCACUGUCCUAACUUGCCAGGGAACAGAAAUCAUACACAACUGACUCCCAUUGUUCCUUCCUGUAGAGGGAUUUCUUAAAUUUUAGAGUAUUUUUAUAAUGAGAACGCCACCUGUGCAGGUUUACCAUGGAGGACAGAGUCCCUUCCUGUUUUACCUUAUUUUGUAAUUUCCUAAGCAAGGAUCUUAGAUUCCUGCAGUCUUUGUCGAACCAGGCCCUCGAAUUGUUUCGUUGUUUGGGAGGAUUGGAGUUCGUGAGUAGUGGGAAGAGCGACUCUGAGACCUGCUGGAAUGUUGAAAAGGGGUCAGAAUUAGAUAAAAUACAUUGGUCUCUCAAGGCCAGUAAAUCUGAUGAAUGCAAGUGUUGUUUGAUUUUAGAUUCCAGAUCGCUGUUCCAUUUACGCCUACGGAGGGCCAGAAUUGGAGGUAGGUCUGCACAGUGAUGGUGUUGCGGAUCCUCCAAACCAAGGGGAAUUAGUGAGAUUGCUAUAGGAAGAUGGUCACUCUCAAUUCUAUUGAAAGUCCUGAAGCCCUGUGACCUCUCCAAAAGUUUUGGGGAGACCAGGAUAUAAUCAAUAACGCUCGCACCUCUAGGCCCAAGAAAAGAAAAGAAACCCCCUGACCUGUCCAUAUAGGUACCAUGCAGAUUAUACAAAUUAUGUUUGAAGGCAGUCUCCAUUAAUGUAACGCCUGCCUUAUUCAAGACCUUAUCGUCAGAGGACCAGGGAAUAAACCAGUCUGCCUCUGGUAGGAACUGAGAUUUGGAGCAGUACAUAUUAAUGUCAUUUCCUAUCCUGGCAUUGAAAUCACCUGCCAGCAGGAUAUCCAUGCCAGGGAGUUCUAGUUCAGCCUUCUCCAAACAUAGCUCUAAAUCUUCUUAGAUUUGUGACUACUGGGGAGGGGUGCCCAUGGGAGGGAUAUAUAUAUUAAAGCAAAGGAAAUCUCCUUCACUCCUAGAAAUGAGUAAGAUUUGUAAAUUGUUACUCUUUACCCGCUGCUGUUGCCGGACCUAGCACUUUAGCUUGGUAGAAACAAAAGUGACUAAACUACCACUAGGUCGGCCUCGGAUAUUUGGUUUUAUUGCAGCGGGUAACAAAGGCUUCGUAUCCCUGUAAAGAAGGGAUAUGGAAAUCUAGACACCAUAUCUCCUGUAAACAUAUAAUCUGAAAUUUUGUAAGGAAGUCCAGAAGGUCGACAUCACCCUGCUUAGAUAACCAUCCCGCCACAUUCCAAGAUAGAAUGUGAAAAUAGGGUGAUGGUGGAAAUAGUGGCAGUCAAUCUCUUUUCCGAUGGUUUGAGGCUCCUGGGUUAGGCUCAUCCUCUUUCGGCCCUGCUUGGUGAUUCCAGGUUUGGGGUCGCUGGUCCCUAGGUAGGUGUGAUAACUUUUAACUGAGGGGCCAAUAAGUUGAUAUGGCCCACCCAGGGGAUCUUCGAUGGCACUAUUGUAAAUAUCAAAAUGUUCAGCUGAUUUUUCCAAAGCAUGGGCUUUUCCGACCUGUAUAGGUUGUAAAGAUAGCAGGUCAACAGCUGUAUCUUGCGUUGAUGCUGCUAGCGGGUCAGAAUUUGACAGGUGUACACAACUGACUCAUGGGCUAGUUAGUAGGCAUAGCAAAUUUUAAUAUGCAUAACUGUAUCAAACAUGCUUCAAUACUUUGAUCCUGUUAAGAGUUGGGUCAACUUCAAAAGAAAAUAUUAAUCUUACCAUGCUGUAUUUAGUAUUUAAACGUCUUUCAUCCAAUUAAACACAGUUUUUGCAAUAACUCUUCAUCUUUGCAGAAGAGGGGAAAAGGCUCUGGAAGGUUGUUUUUCCCUCUAGUAAGCAAGGGCAAGUUGUCCUCAGUGGGAUUUGGAGCUGAUCAGUACUUGGACUGAAAGGAUCAGUGUCUCUUAAGGUUCUUGUUAUGUCUCCUCAUUCAACUGUGUAAGCUUUGCUUCCAAAAACAUUAGUACCAAAGGUGAACUCUAUAUUUUGUUGAGCUCAGGGUUAUUUCUGCUCCAAUCAUAUAGCUGUGCAAGUUGUUGCCUAAGCUGGGUGUGAGCAAGAUACAUGGACUGGCUUCUGUUUUCCUGGAGAAUGCUGCAUAUUUCUGAUAGUCUUUUAAAAACCUGGCAAAGUCUCCUGUUAUAGCUUCACAACUUGCUAAAAUUGCAAACCCAAAGAAGAAGAGUUUGGAUUUGAUAUCCCGCUUUAUCACUACCCUAAGGAGCCUCAAAGCGGCUAACAAUCUCCUUUCCCUUCCUCCCCCACAACAGACACCCUGUGAGGUGGGUGGGGCUGAGAGACUUCAAAGAAGUGUGACUAGCCCAAGGUGACCCAGCAGCUGCAUGUGGAGGAGCGGAGGUGUGAACCCGGUUCCCCAGAUUAUGAGUCUACCGCUCUUAACCACUACACCACACUGGCUCCAAAAGGUUGGAUCCAGGCGUGCCACUUGACAUGAACAGUAUGGAACCCAAAGGUUGCAAGUCAGCAUGGUUAAUGUUAUGGACCCAUUGGUCUUGGAUUGUUGCUCUGAGUGUUCUGUAAUGAAAACUUGCUUAGAUGGCAACUGCUGAACAGUGUCAUGGGCAUUAUUUCAAUAUUUUGCUUACUAUUCCAAACUUGAUUCCUUAGCAGAGGCCUACUUUGCAAAGGAGAUUUUGGCUGAUACUUAUGCAGUGUUUUAGUGGUAGAUGCCAUCCCAACCAUACUGUAUUCCUUAUCUGAACAAGAAAGAAAAGAGGAAAAUUGAUCUAUUGUGAAUUCCUGUGUUUCUUGCAUGGUUUUUAAUAUCAUAGUUUUUUUGGAAAAUAUAUGCAGAAAUGUUAUUUGACAGAUCAAACAGCUGGAAUCUUGCUACUGUCAUGGGAGAGUACAAAUUACCUUUUUUCUGUUUACAAAGCACAAUCCAAUGAGAAAAAGCAAUCAAGCUGUAAGCCACAUGGAUUGCGCAACAGUUUAAAUGCACAGCAGUUGCUUUAAAGUUUGAGUGUCAGUUGGCUAAAGCAUAAGACUACCUGGGUGUCUGGCCAUGCCCAUGAUCAUUGGCGGUUGUUCUUCAUAGCACUCUGGGGGCUGCGAGGAAGUUCAGGCAGGAGAAAGAGAGGAUUUAUGCAACAGUAUUAAAUUAUAGUAAUUCAGUUUGAUUUGUAAUAAUUUGGAAAAUAAUAACAAAAUAUAAGAUAAACAUAAGGCUACCUGGAGCCAUUUAUGCAGCCGCCCUCUCAUUUAAAAAGGGUCUUAUUGAAUGUGAGGCUGUCCAUGCGCAGCAUUAGCAUGCCAUGCCAUGCCAGCAACCAAUGAUCAGGGAGGAAGUGCUUUGCAUAGGCCUCUUGCACAUAUGGUUGCUGCAUGGAGUACCUGUAGGGAUACACUAUUUCCAUGUGGCAUGUUGAAAUUGUGGGUUAGAGAUUGUAACUUUAUGUCUUUGUAAGAUCAGACGGGUUGGUGUUUGAUUUCUUUUGUGUGUGGGUGAGCUGCUAAGGCAGUAAGUCCCAUUGGUUUAUAAUUUCAGAACGUCUUGUCCAAUAACGUUAGUUUUGUUAGUGCACCAUUGCUUAUUUCUGUUAAUAACGCUGAGGCUUUCUUUACAGUUCUGAUUCUUGUCUAGUAGUUAUGCAGUGAUUCUGUAUGCCAGGUUGGACAGACUUUUUGCCAAGUAAGCCAUAAGUAAAGUCUGAAGCGUGAGUGCCAUUUUUGUAUACUCCACAGGACGUAUACGGCUCCCCCUUACUAGGAGGUGGCUUUUCAUCUAAUGUACCAAACUAGAUAGUGUGCACUUCAUCACUAGUGCCAUUUGUGGCCUCUUACACAAUACACUGCUAAGUCCUAGGGUUUUGCACUUUUGCUGUUACCUGAAUUAACAAGAAAAAGCAACUUUUUCACUGCUUCCUUAAAUAGAAUGCAACUUUACAGUAGACAACAGUUUUUCUUGGAUCUUAAGUAGGACAAGGACACCAGACAAACAUUUUAGUCAGCAUUACUUUUAGGUUACAAAGCUGUUGUAAAGGCAUAUUUGCUUUUUAGUGUCUUGGCUAUUGCUGCUGCACCAAAUCUUGUAUGCUGUUGAAUCUGUAUAUUCAGUUUUGAAGAAUGAAGAGCCUGCAACAGCAGGUUGGUAAAAAUGUAUAUGUAGCUUGGAUGGUGAAUUUACUUGAACAAAUGUAACAAACAUGCACAAGUAUAUUUCAAGAGUUGGUGGUUUUCCUUUUUUAUACCUUCUAAAGGGUUAUCUUCGCAGGUGUAAUGUUUUGCAGUGAAUUCAGGUAUUUGAGGAAAAGAUACAUUCAGGGGCUGAAGCAGCUUCCUGUGCCAUCUGUACACAGAAUGUUUUGUUUGAAUAAAAACUUGAGCUACAUUAUAAACUAUUGAUAUAAAAGUACUUUUGCUAAACUUGUUUUAUCAUUUUCUAGUGAGCCACUGUUGAUGCUAUCACUUGGUUUUGUACAUUCAGCUUUCUUGGUAUGCUGUGUGUAAGUACAUUCUGCAUUGUAAGAAUAAAAUUGACUUGCACAUUA